This is a messenger RNA of Penicillium verhagenii, 870 nucleotides long. RefSeq lists its product as uncharacterized. The record is from RefSeq and is a predicted model, not a curated record. The coding region runs from base 1 to 870 and encodes 289 amino acids. Lineage: Eukaryota; Fungi; Ascomycota; Eurotiomycetes; Eurotiales; Aspergillaceae. The transcript has 6 exons.
AUGCAGAAGGGAGCCUUCACGCAAGCAGUUCUGUUUCCUACACGGAAGAUCUAUGGACCUAACAGCCGCAGAUACAAUCGUGCCAGUCUAUCCGAUCACAGCGAUACCACUGAUUCCUCCCACAGCGAUGCAUCAAGCCCAAGAUCCAUGUCGGAUGACUUACAAGGAAUUACCUUGGGAGAGCAUAUAUUAUCACAGCAACUUCCUACCCCCGGAGCCAGCCCCCGAAGCUACCGCAGAGAUCCUAUUCUGGGGGAGCUUCAGCGGGAUAUUGAAACACUAGUACGACAGUCUUCGGAAUCCGCAUUUGCAACUACUGGAAAUGGCGGCGAGAACGAGACCCUGGAUCCUCGCUAUAAAAGACAGAGCGAUCCUCGCAAAUUCUUUCGUGUGGGAAGGGUCUUCGCGAUGCUUUGGCAUGAAAAUGCAGGGCUGCAUGGAACUAUUAUGAGCCAGAGAGGCUCAAAUCUCGGCCGGGACUAUACCAAAGGCAAAUACCAAGAACCAAUAUAUAGCAGUAUUCGGCGAAUGGUGGUUAUCAAAGAGCAAAAAGGAUGCUCUUGGUGUCUUCCUAUCACCACUUAUAGUGGUCAGGGUGUAGCUAAAUCAGGUGUUGAUCGCAACAAGCACACGGUCGUCUACAUGCGCGGCUGUCAUCCAGUAACCAAGGUGAAUGAACCUAAGAUGACUAAGGAGCCAUUGGAGGUUGAACCGGCGAAGCCUGAUCAGAAACUUGACCCGAUGUCCCGGCUGAACUUUGGGAAGGUUUACACUGUGGAGCAUAAUGUGAAGGUCUUGCCAGUGGGCCGAAUUACCGAGGGUUCUCUUGCCAAGUUCCUGGAGUACACCAAGGCCGAGUUCAAUAAAUGA